Molecule: messenger RNA, 870 nt
Organism: Penicillium odoratum
Lineage: Eukaryota; Fungi; Ascomycota; Eurotiomycetes; Eurotiales; Aspergillaceae
Exons: 2
Coding region: 1-870 (289 amino acids)
Source: RefSeq, a predicted model, not a curated record
AUGGGAAAUGAGUGCCAGGUCUAUUCAGAAAGAGAAGAACUUGUUGUGUACAAAUGCCGUAACAUGUAUCACCAUUUACGGGACAUAUCAGACCUGGUCGACGGAAGUCACUCCGAUACGAUGGGGCUCAAAUUCGAUUACGGUCUGACUGAAGAUGAAGGAGAUUCAUUCUUAUCCAAUCAACCCCUGGAACUGGAUAUUAUUGAGUCAUUGCAGAAAAAAGCCGAUUCAUUGACUCAUGAGGAAUUCAAUAUACAAUCGCCUUCCGAGGGUGCUGUCACUAUUCCAUCAAAUCCCGCGUCAGUGGCACUAAAACCAGACCUUCAGUACAUUAUUCAUAUCGCUUUCCCUCAUAAGCAGCAUGGAAUAGAGGUUAUGCUUAUCGCCCAGGCAUUUACUGCUGUGGUCGUCGAAAACCCUCCUCAGGGAAAGACAAUCAGCUUUGAAUUCUUUUCAACAGAUCAAUCCCUACCUGCUAUCCUAGCAUCGCAUCGGGAUCUCAUCAACUUCCAACCCGGGCUUGCUAUAGGAGCGCUUCAUCAAGGGAGUCGGACUUUCCCGCAGGCUCGGCAUCAUUAUGAUGUCGAAGUUCCGUCGGACAGGGCGCCAUACCGCAUCUUUUUUGUUAUCAUCGACCGGCCAGAUUUUCUCACUGGACCUGGUGUACUUUUCUUCCUAGCGGAUGGAAGCGAGAUGACAGAUGAGGCACAGAAAGUAUGCAUCGAUGCUGGUUUGUCUGGUUACAAACGUGGGGGCCACGCAUCAUAUCAGGUCUGGCGGAGAGCUGGAAUGACCGAAGUUGCACAGAGAUUAGCAAUGAUCUCCAAAUUACAGGAAAGCGAAACCGAGGAAAUCGAGUACAUCUAUUGA